Molecule: messenger RNA, 764 nt
Organism: Guillardia theta CCMP2712
Lineage: Eukaryota; Cryptophyceae; Pyrenomonadales; Geminigeraceae
Exons: 7
Coding region: 33-521 (162 amino acids)
Biological process (GO): SCF-dependent proteasomal ubiquitin-dependent protein catabolic process
Cellular component (GO): nucleus; cytoplasm
Molecular function (GO): cullin family protein binding
Source: RefSeq, a predicted model, not a curated record
AGUGAACUUCAAGACUCUUGAGAUUGAAGACCAUGUCCGAAGCGGAUCCUGAGAUAACACUUGAGACAUAUGACAAGCAUCAAAUCAAGAUCCCCAAGAGCAUUGCUACACGAUCUGCGAUCAUCAACAUGAUGAUCGAAGACACUGGAGAUGUCAAUGAAGUGGUUCCUCUUGCGGACAAGAGCUGCACUUUGAACAUCAUGAACCGAGUGAUUGAAUACCUGAAGAAGCAUGCGGAGUUCGACAACACUGGCGCAGACGAUGAGGUCAUCAACGAGUUUGACAAAGAGUUCCAAGAGCAGAGCGAUGAGAUCAUCUUUCAGACAAUACUGGCCGCCAAUUUUCUGGACAUUAAGAACCUUCUUGAACUUAUGUGCAAGAAGGUAGCAGAUGAAAUCAAGAAGUGCAAGACACCGGAUGACAUAAGGGAUAGGUUUAACAUCCGAAAGGAUUACACGCCUGAGGAAGUUGAGGAAGUGAAGCGUGCCCAUCCUUGGAUAUACGACAAGAAUGCAAAGUAAUUCAAACAUCAAGUCAAUGUGGAGUUAGGAAUGCAAUACUACCGUGUGAAUGUUCAUCUCAUCUUUCAACAGAAUCAUGCUAUUUCAACAUUAUUCGCAACUGCUGAAAGGAACAGUGGAUGCUCGAGCUUAGAUUGCGACUGGGUCGUAGAGCGGGAUGUCGCAUUUUCUUGACAUGUAAUCCAAGUACGCAGCCACCUGUUGUCAAAUCAGCCGUCUUGACCAACCAAUAAAACGCAGAAU